CAAACUCCAAAUGUUGACUUCAUGGAGGCUCACAGCAGCCUCGUGGUGCGCCGUAUGCCCGCUGCAACACUUCUUCUUGAGGUUCUUGAUGAUUCCUUAGUUGUGGUCUCCGCAACCGCUGCACAAAGCCGAGUCAGCUCACGCACGAUCAACACCAAAACUCUACGGUUUAGCUUAACCGCUGCAAUAGGCCGCUCCAACACUUGGCUGAAAUGAGGUAAUGUCACCUAGGAUUCUCAGCGGCUUUGCGGCAUGGCCUUUAGGCCGCUGUGAAGGCAUUAAGCCAUUGGGACACUUAUGCUCUAUUUCGUUUCUUGACCAAAAUCACUUCUUUUGUCAAAUCAAGCUCUAAAUGCUCCAAACUCACUAAAUGGCAUCUGCAACACCUGAUAUGGAUUUAUACAUGAAAAUGCAACUUAAUGAUCUCUAAAUGCUAUUCUAAAUGAUCAAUUAUAUACAUCAAUGAUAGUUAAAAUCAUGCAAAUUCAUAAUAUAUCGAUUAACAAUAAAAGAUUAGACGUUUCUUCAUUUAUUUUACAUUUAUCUUUUCUGUUGUUUAGAAUUCUAAAUCACAAGAUUGAUAUUAUUCCACUUUUUCUUCUUGGUUAGUUACCGGUCAGUCUUUUUUUUUUUGACAAAAAGUUACCGGUGAGUCUUUCGGCCAGAUUACAAACUACCUGAGUGAAUUUUUGCAACAGACAUGUUUCCCAGAACACACACCAACCGAUCUGUUAGCCACAAUUAAUGAAUUUUUCUCUCUCAUUUAGUCACGAUACUUUAACCCAAAAAUCUACUUUAACAGUUCAAAGUUUAAAGUACCUCAAACUGUAAAAGGAAAUACUAAAAGUAUGUCAUAAUGUAAAGCUUUCUGAAUUUUUUUUUGUAGCGAUGACAUAGAUAUCAUUUAGCAAGUUUUAUAUGUAGUUUCGAAUAAUUAAUAUGAAUGAGACGACUGAUUGUCAAAAAAUAUUCGAUUCUUCCUGGAAUUCUAGAUAUUAUUCAAGAUUUGGUUCAGAAUUAUCGGUUCACAAUAAAAUAAUGACACAAUCAAUUUGUGUGGAUGUGGUUGUUUCUCAACUAAGAUUGAUGUGUAAGGUACAGACUGGCGUUGGGUCGAUUAUUUAUAAAUUCACAAGAUGAGCUUUAUCAUUAUCUCUGAGGAACUGGAUUCGACCAUUGUGUUUUAUGUAUACGUAUACAUACAUUAGGUAGAGAGGGGAGUGUGGGGUCAGGUGACUCCACUAAAAUUGGAGAAAAAAAUUUUGGUGUAUUUUCUUGAAAAUUAUUGUAAUAUUUAGUUAAAAUAUAGUAUUUGACCCCACUAAUUAUGUAUAAAUAUUUAUAUGUUCUUUCUAAUUUUGUAAGAAAAAAUAUAUAUUUCUGUAAUAAUAAUAUAUACAUAAAUUUAUAUAUUAUGACCCCAGUUAAAAAUAUUUAUGGCUUUCAUACAUACUUGUCUAAUGUGUAAGUGUUUUUUGAUGAAAUUUUUCACUAACAAAAAAACCGGUAUACGUAGAAAUGGAGAACCACAUGUAAAUUGGAUGCAAAUACAUGUUCAAUUCAUAUGUUUUUUGGUGUAAAAAAAAUAAAUCUUGCGAAUAAGGAUUUCAAUAUAUUAGUAUAAUCCUUUAGGGAAGCUGUUCAUUUAUUUGUGAAUUAUCAUAAAACUCAGCAUUUAGUACCUAAGAUGAUGAUGAUGAUGAUGAUGAUGAUGAUGAUAAUAAUAAUAAUAAUAAUCUCUCUGUUUCAAAAUAAUUAGUUUUUAAAGUUUUUACCGAUUAAUUAAAUACAAAUUUUAUUCAAUUUAUUUCGUUUACCUAAAAAUAAUAACAACUACAGCUAAUUCAACAAAUAUAAAUUAUAUUCCAGAAUACAAAUAAUUUUAAACAUGAAAUUACAUUUAAUGUUUACAUAGAAAUGUAAAACUAUUAGCUAAAGUGAAAAAAAAAACUAAAACACCGCUUAAACUGAAACGAAAGAGCAAUAAUAAUAAUAAUAAUAAUAUGUGUAAGAAGUAACGUGACAAGUGCAAGUGCGGAUUAUGCAACUCAUGAGUGUAAUAAAACUAAAUCUAAAAAUCGUUUGCAAAUGGAGUAUCAUCAGUAUUCCUAAAAUAUGUAAGGUUAACGUUAAUUUUAAUUGUUUGUUAAUCCGAUUAUUUAUAUCUUAUAUGUUGUUAAUGUUUUAACCCUUUUAGGUUAUCCUAAUUAAUCUUUUAAUAUACAUAUAAGCUUAAGAGUUUGCAUACAUUUACUUAUUUACAACAUAUUUAAAGUGGCUAUUUUGAAAAUUCAGAAACAAGUAGAGCGUAUCAAAGCAAAGAGAUAUAAAUAUUUGAUCAUAGGAGGUGUGGACAGCAAAUACGUUGGUCUGCACAGCGUCAUAAUUUCUUUUAACAAAUUAGUUGACCCAACAUCAUAUCAUGAAAGUGCUAACCAAAAUAUGUAUGAACUCCACAGCGGCUUUAGUCUAACGGUUUACAAAUCGCUAGUCUAAAAACACUAAACAUUUAUACGUUGACCAACCGUUCACCGCUUUUACUCAAAUUUUCUAAAUUGGACAUAUGAUGUGGGGUCAACUACAUAUUUGUUUUUAAAAAAUCAUAAAAAGUUUAUAAACCUAAUUUGGUAAAAAUGAUCUUGUCUUCUUACCUCUUAAAUUUUUAAUUUUAGGUGAAAUUUCAAAUUUAUUAACUUAAAUUUAUGAUCAUUUACAGUUGGUAGACAGAGUGUGAAAUAAAGAAAAAUAUAUAAUGUUUUAUCUAUCAACUGCCAUGAAUAAGAUACCAACGUCUGAAUAAUUUUUCAAAAGCCCUUUCUCAAAAAAAAAAAAUCGUUCAAGUUUUGAUGUUGUGGAGUAUUCAGAGAUAAGAUGCGAUUUCGAAUGACUGACGAUAGCUCUGCUCAUUUGAUCAGGUGUGAAUUUCUCUAAAUUUAUAUCUUAAGAUUCUCUAAGCGUAUACAAUUUUCUUGAUUUAAUUUUCUUUUUUGUUAACUCUUGGCUACUUGAUUAUGCAAAAUCCACGGCCGUUCCGGAUAUUUGUCAUAUCCGGUAGGUACGUUCGCAUGACCCUCAUGCUAAACGUCCUCUCCCCACUGGUCCAUCGCAAAUUCGAAAGUAUUAGACACAAAGUAAAAGAUUAAAAAUUUGUAAUCUAUACACAACUAACUAUAGGUCUUUGCAUCGGUCCACACAAAUAUGAGAAAUAAUGUGGAUGUUAUAAUGUCACAAUUAUUAAAAAUCAUUCUUAUUUAUUAAUUAUUGUCCAGACAGAUUCAACGGGAGCCUCAUAUUAUUGCACAAACAAGUAGGAGUUAUAUAGUCUUUUUUUUUUUGCUAAGGAGUUAUAUAAUCUUUAAUUUUUCUUAAAGAAAUUAUAUAAUAGUCAUCAUUAUUCAAACUCUAUGGAUUCAAAAAAUCGAACUCGUCUAGAUUGAACACUUCUAAUUUUAACAGCUAAAAUUUUCAGUUAUUGUUUGUAUGUAUAUUUUAUCACUCAACCAUAUUUCAUAUGCUUUUUUAUAGACAUUAUCUGAUUCUUCCGCCAUGCUUUACCAAAGUCGUAGACCCUCAAAAAAUAUCUCAAGUUAGAUACAUUUAUUGUUUGAUCAAAAAGAAAAGAGAUACAUUUAUUGUAUGAAGCUACUAUAAAAAAAAAAUCAAACGUUUAAUGUUAGUUUUCCAAUGUCAGAUCUCAUCGCAUCUGUAGCUGCUCAGAUCUCUACGCAUUAAUUCCAAGUUCAUCCAAAACGAUACAUAGUACCCAUUUUUAAUUUUGAAUCAAUUUGGUAGAUACCGUGUCAUAAGACGUGUUAAACGAUCGCUAGACGGUACAUAUGAGUCUCUAGUGUCUAGUGCCUAAACAAAGCAUCGACGGAUAUAUAUAGUGUGCAAUCACUAUAUAAAAUAUAUAGUUACUGACAUUAAAAGUAAUAUAAUAUAUUAAUUUUUAGAAAAUUAAGAGAAAUAUAGUUUCAUGUAUACAUGAUUAGGGCCUAUACGUGAUGUUAACUUAUAAAAAUAAUUCAUGUUUAAUACAUAACGAUAGAAAAACAUAUAAAUUUAAAUUUAUUUCAAAAAAUAAAUAAAUUAGCAGUUUUAAAUACACAAGAUAAAUAGUAAAAAUAAUAUCUAUAUAACAAGACUAGUAUUUCAAUUUUGAAUAUAAAUGGUUGAAAUCUGUUUACAUGUUCGCAAUCGGAUAAUAUCCACUUAAAUGUUAUUAUGUACGUCUAUUUAUUUAAAUUCAUAUAAAAUAUUCUAUAACAUAAAAUUAUUAAGCGUGACUAUUUAGUCGCCGCCUAAACAUCUACUCCCUCUGUUUUUAAUAUAAGUUAUUUUAUAAUUGUGCACGUAUAUUAAGAAAUCAUUAUUUUUUUCUAUUUUCUUAACAAAAACAUCAUUAAUUAUUUAUCUAACCACAAAUCAACCAAUAAUAAAAUAUAAAGUAUAUUAUCAUUGGUCAUAUAACAUUAAGUGUUAAUAGAUUUUACAUAGAAAACCAAAAAAUUCAUAUAAUUUGAAACAUAAAAGUUUAUCUAAAACAAUUUAUAUUAAAAAACGAAGAGAGUAUGUAUACUGCAUUUUAUAACACUAAAUUAAAGAGGUGAAAGAUAAAUUAAAGUAUAUAGCAAUAUAUAGACUUUCUAAUUAUGUAAAUAACUACAAUGACGAAAGUAACUUUUGUGACUCUUUUUGAUAUAACAUGUUAUUGUACUUUAUUUUCAUGUGAUGAAAGUUUAUCGGAUGAGAUUACAAGCAAACUAGAUAAUUUAUUUUUCUUUAUUUAAUAAAAAGAUUGUAGUUUUAAAGUUUCCACAAACUUUAAAAUAAAAUUAAAAGACCAAAAUAAUCCUACUUUAAUAAAAACUUUAUAAAAAAAUUAUUAGAUAUAGUAAUUGUUUAAAUUAAUAUAGACAAAAUGGAUAAAAAUAUAAAGUUGGAUCGAAAAUACAAAACAACAAUCUUUGUAAAAUAAAUAAAAAUCUCAAAACUACUAUUUUCGUAGAAUGGAAGGUAUAUUUAACAUAAAAAAAUAACAAGAAACAAAUUUAUCUAUCUCGUAAAUCGUAACCGUUAAUAAAAUCAUCUAUUCAACAAAAAAAUAUCACAAAAAUGUAUUUUCAAAAAAAUAGUUAUUAUAUCUAUUGCUUCUUCAGAUGUGCAAAUCAACUUUUUACAAUUAAAUAUACAUAUUUUUGUUUUCCAAAAAACAAGAUCUCUCGAUAGUUUAUCAAAAACAAAAAGCAAAAUCUACCAAAUUGGGUAACCGGUUGCUCCAUAUUGUGGUAUUUUGGACAUGCGACUCGUCAGCCAAUUUCAUAAAAGAACUAUACAUUUCUUUUAACCCAUAUGCUCUUUUCAAGCCGAUAUUAUAUAAUACUAACUAAUAAAAAAAAUCAAACACUAUCAUUACUCAAAUCAAUACAUGCACAAAACAUUAUGAAGCCGCGUUGAGUCCAAAACCACUAUAAAGCGUUCACUAGUCCACAUCCACAUUCACAUUCUCAUUCAGAUAACAAAACGAAGACAUAAUACUUACUACCAAAAAAAACAAAAUUUUUGUGAUUCCUCAGGCAAUAUGGAAGAUUCAAGCUUUACGGAUUUGAUGCUGGACACUGACGAGUACUUGAUUGAUGAUUGGGAAUCCGAUUUUCCGGUGGUGCCAGUAGAAACCACGGAUCAUCAGGGUUCUGGAUCCGAAUCCGGGUUCAUGUUGAUACCCGAGAGACCUACAAAGCAACUGAAAGUCAACUCAACAUCUUCUUCUCCAUCAUCAUCUUCUUCUUCUGGUUCGCUCACAACGCCGCAAGUGAUCUCGUUCGGGGCUCCAGACCCGACGAUGAACUUGGUCGAGACAUCUUUUAACUUCUCCAACCAAGCAAACAUGAAUCAGAAUGCUGGGUCCAAAAGAAAAGAGUGUGGUAAUAAUGGAGGAAAAAGAGAGCCACAUCUAUUGAAAGAACAUGUUUUGGCUGAACGUAAACGUCGACAAAAGCUCAAUGAACGUUUGAUUGCUCUCUCUGCUCUUCUUCCUGGCCUCAAAAAGGCUGAUAAAGCAAGCGUUCUUGAAGACGCGAUUAAACAUUUGAAACAACUUCAAGAACGCGUAAAGAAGCUGGAGGAAGAGCGAGUUGGAACCAAGAAAAUGGACCAAUCGGUUAUAUUGGUAAAGAGAUCUCAAGUGUAUGUGGAAGAUGAUUCUUCAUCUUAUUCUUCAACUUGUUCAGCAGCUUCUCCUCCGUCUUCUUCUUUAGAUGAAGUUUCCAUCUUGAAGCAGACAAUGCCUAUGAUCGAAGCACGAGUUUCAGACAGAGAUUUGCUGAUUAGGAUCCAUUGUGAAAAAAACAAAGGGUGUUUAGUUAAGAUCUUGAGUUCACUAGAAAAGUUUCGUCUUGAAGUAGUCAAUAGUUUUACUUUACCCUUUGGAAGUAAAACUCUCGUUAUCACCAUUCUCUCUAAGAUGGACAACAAAUUUUCUCGACCUAUUGAAGAUGUUGUGAAGAACAUAAGACUUGCGUUAGCGGAAUAAUAUUGGGCAAAACCGUUACGUUAGUCAUCAAAAAGAAACCCGUUACGUUGAGUUGGAUAAUAAAAGCAGAGGCAUGAGAUAUGGGAUUUGUUGAGUUGUAAUAGUUGGAUUAGUGUUUGUGUCUGUGUACCCAGUGAUGGAUGUAUCAUUGGCUUGAUAUUUUCCCAAUAUCAAUGGUUUGAUUUGAUAAUGAAGAUCGAAGAUUUUUUUUUAA
Molecule: messenger RNA, 6746 nt
Organism: Brassica rapa (field mustard)
Lineage: Eukaryota; Viridiplantae; Streptophyta; Magnoliopsida; Brassicales; Brassicaceae
Product: transcription factor NAI1
Molecular function (GO): protein dimerization activity
Source: RefSeq, a predicted model, not a curated record